This is a messenger RNA of Baudoinia panamericana UAMH 10762, 535 nucleotides long. RefSeq lists its product as uncharacterized. NCBI's taxonomy places the organism in Eukaryota, Fungi, Ascomycota, Dothideomycetes, Mycosphaerellales, Teratosphaeriaceae. The transcript has a single exon. The record is from RefSeq and is a predicted model, not a curated record. The annotation marks the transcript as partial.
CCGUAGCUUCCUGGAUUCUCAGCUUCGGCCUCCAUGCACGUCGCAAGUCUGUGCGUUGUCCCAUCAUGCCGGUGUCCCGAGGAGGCCAAGAGCUUUCACGAGUGACCACAUCAGGCACAUAUAGGUUGAUACUGUCGUACAAGCGCCUAUAGUAUCGAUGUAAUAGGACGCAAGAAGGGGAUGAAGAACAAGUGAUACAUUGGUGGCAGUAUGGAUCAACACAAGGCGCUGCUUCGGGCAAUCAACCCGUACGCCAUGUCUUCCGAAGCACUGUCGGUCGUCCAAGUACUCUAUGUAUGUGACCGUCCCACAAAUAUCACUGGGACUAUUCUCGAGCUGCGGAACACGUACGUCGUCGAAGCUAGGCAUUGUAAAAGAGACAUUUCGAGAUUAGUAGGGUACGUGUAUAGUGAUGAAGCAAGAGCAUUAGCGUGAAGUCGUCGAUCUCGGAUUGAGGCGAGCUGCGCCACACCGUCGGCUGCGUUGUCGACUUCCGCAAAAGCUUCAGCGUCGAAAAAAGUCGCCAUUGCCGAAC